AUGGGAUUGAGAAAGGAGAGAAUGAGAAAGGAGACGAGGAAAGAGGAUGAGAGAGGAGAGAAUGAGAAAGGAGAGAAUGAGAAAGGCUGGGGAACUGGAGGAUCGCCGGUGAAGGAGAGAUUGAGUCGAUUUCGGUGGAGCCUAUGCAUAAUCAGCGACAAACUGAGGGAUCACCGGGGAGGAAGUAGGAAGGAGGAUGAGGGAGGAGAGAAUGAGAAAGGAGAAGGAGAAGAGGAUGAGGAAGGAGAAGGAGACGGAGACGAGGAAGAUGAUCGCCGGUGGAAGAGGAUCACUGGUGGAGUUUCACUGGUGGAAGAGGAUCGCUGGUGGAGUUUCACUGGUGGAAGAGGAUCGCCGAUGGAGGAUCGUUUGGGAGGAAGGAGGAAGGAGGAUGAUGAAGGAGAAGGAAAAGGAGAAAGAGAAGAGUAA
This is a messenger RNA of Asparagus officinalis (garden asparagus), 429 nucleotides long. RefSeq names its product high mobility group nucleosome-binding domain-containing protein 5-like. The transcript has a single exon. NCBI's taxonomy places the organism in Eukaryota, Viridiplantae, Streptophyta, Magnoliopsida, Asparagales, Asparagaceae. The record is from RefSeq and is a predicted model, not a curated record. The coding region runs from base 1 to 429 and encodes 142 amino acids.